Molecule: messenger RNA, 633 nt
Organism: Harpegnathos saltator (Jerdon's jumping ant)
Lineage: Eukaryota; Metazoa; Arthropoda; Insecta; Hymenoptera; Formicidae
Gene: blp
Product: mitochondrial import inner membrane translocase subunit Tim16
Exons: 1
Coding region: 103-510 (135 amino acids)
Biological process (GO): protein import into mitochondrial matrix
Cellular component (GO): TIM23 mitochondrial import inner membrane translocase complex
Source: RefSeq, a predicted model, not a curated record
GAAUAGCGUACAAUUUCGUACAGACAGAAAUUUCGGACGUGACAGUCGGCUAGUCAUUUUGACCGCCUUGCGUUCACGCAAGUGGACGAAUUAGUAGAGAUUAUGGCAAAAUAUCUUAUACAAAUCAUUAUAUCCGGUACGCAGGUCGUGGGCAAGGCAUUCGCACGUGCUCUGCGUCAGGAGAUUGCAGCGAGUCAAGAAGCGGCGCGAAGAGCCGGUGGUGGCACAAGAGGUGCGAAGCAUGUCGCCGCAAACACUAGGACUGGCAUUUCUCUGGAAGAAGCACUUCGUAUUCUUAAUGCAGAACGUACUGACCAGACAGAGCUGAUCGAGCAGAACUACAAAUACCUCAUGGAAGCUAAUGACAGGUCGAAAGGCGGUUCAUUCUACUUGCAGUCCAAGGUAGUACGUGCUAAAGAGCGUAUUGACGAGGAGAUGAAAAAUCAGGGAAUAUCUUCAACAUCAUCGUCGUCGUCGGCGAAUAGUCAGGAAGUUUCCAAGCAGCUAUAAGACUUGUCUUCUAGUUUAAAUUUACUUAAUUUUUUUUAGAGAUCUGUACAUAAUGCAUAUAGCAUAAUUAAUAAAAAGUAACAAACAUUCUGACAUAAAUUAGAAGUUUGUUAAUACAGUUAA